CUCUUUUCUAUCGCUACACCAACGGGCUUUGCUCCUCAGAGCUCUCCUCCAUGAUGCCGCCGCGCGAUGUGCCUGCCAGACAGAUCCGCCUGACUUCGGCGUCCCAUCCUAACCGUGUCAAACUUCGUACAUCCAGAACUGGCCGAUACGACCGCUCCUUUGUCCCGAGGGUGUCUAGAUUGUGGAACAAUCUACGGGAGGAAGCUUUUCCCAGUUCUACUAACCUUAGGCAGUUCAAAAAUCGUAUUAACAAAAUUUCUUUGGGAUCAUCAUAG
This is a messenger RNA of Acanthoscelides obtectus, 275 nucleotides long. Lineage: Eukaryota; Metazoa; Arthropoda; Insecta; Coleoptera; Chrysomelidae. The record is from the annotation of a GenBank genome assembly.